Messenger RNA from Stylonychia lemnae, 1329 nucleotides. Lineage: Eukaryota; Ciliophora; Spirotrichea; Sporadotrichida; Oxytrichidae. The record is from the annotation of a GenBank genome assembly.
AUGGACGUGCAACGUAAUCCUUUACUCUCGAAUAGUUCAUUUAGAACCUCUUAUUUGAGUUCAUAAGGAGAGUAAGUUCUAAAAAGUUCGUAAUUACUGAACAGAGAACUGAGCGACAGGAGAAAUCAAACUCAGCAAUCAUACCAGUUUCAGAGUAAAACUAAAAUGCAGUAUGAAUAAAGCAAAAAGCCGUCUCCUCUUAUUCAAUCUCAAAAGUUAGAGCAAAUAAACAACAGAAUGAACUAUUUAAAAACACCAUAGAUAAUCAUGAAUGCAUAAUAACUACAAGACAAGUAUGAGUUUAAAAACAAUAAGUAUAUCAAGAUUGAAAUACCAGAAUCCCAUUAUAAUGGCAGGAGCAGUUAUGACUCAGUCAUUAUUAAAGAACCAGUAGAGUUAAUAAAAAAUGAGAAACCAUUCUCUAAACUCAGGACUGAAUAUAAUGAUUUUAGAACGAAAAAAGAUUAUUAAACUUAACUAACUACUUACUCUGAGGACAGAAAACCUCAGCCCCAGCUCUUUUCAUAUUUUUAUCAUGAUAUGGAAAAAGAGGAGAAGGAGUAUGUUGUACCUAAGAAAUUAGAACAAAGAGUGUGCAAAUAUCACUCUGAACCAGUGAUCAUGUACUCAUUGCCUUAUGCUAGUUUUAUAUGCUAGAUGUGCUAUGAUACCUAUGGAGAUAAGAGUUCUUGUUUUGCUCUCAGCGAUUUGUAAAAGCCAAUGGAGAUUUAAUAUGCUACUCUCAUGAAAUUUAUAGAUGAGGGUAGAGAGCCUAAAGUGUAAAAGCAGCUUAUGGAGCAUAAAGUGUACCUUGAAUAAGUCAAAGAAGAUAGGUAUAAAUAUUUGACAGAAUUUGAAAGGGCCUUGAUUGAUAAGUAAAUCUAAGAAAUUCUUUUUGACCUAUAAAAGUUUUGGAGAAAAAUUUAGGAAAUGUAGAUAUAAUAUAGACAACUGAAAUAGAUUAAUGAUUUUGAGACUAUAUUGUUGAUGUAUUAGAGAUGGUCAUCAAUUUGCUAUGAUUUCAAGGAUAAGUAUCUCAGCUUUGAUUAUCUUAAGAAUCUAGUUGAUAGAAAAAUAGAUCCAAUUAUGAGGCCUAUUGCUUUAAAAGUUGGAGUUUGCUAUAUGUGUAUGAAAAAUCCAGCAGUUCUAAGUUGCAAUAAUGUUUAAGACUAGCAAUGCCGAAUAUGCAAAGAAUGCAGUAGCUUUUGUACAAAUCAUGGAUAUUAUUGUAGGAUGCAUGCCUAAUACUAUGGAUAAAUUGCUGAGGAUAAGCAUUAUAAUGGUAACUCUUGUCAAAUGUGUAAAUAUGAAAAUAUCCAAUUGUAAUGA